Striga asiatica is the source of this 1163-nucleotide messenger RNA. NCBI's taxonomy places the organism in Eukaryota, Viridiplantae, Streptophyta, Magnoliopsida, Lamiales, Orobanchaceae. The record is from the annotation of a GenBank genome assembly.
AUGUGGAAGAAUUUAACCGUGGAGGAAAGCCAGAGGCUUGCCCGCGAAAAUGCUAAAGAUAUAAUUGCUUGUGGUUUUGAUGUUUCAAGGACGUUUAUAUUUUCCGACUUUGAUUAUGUUGGAGGUAAUCUCGUUUUUCCUAAUUUGCAAAUAUGCUUACAGUGCUUGGAUUUAUUCUGCAGUGCCUUCUACAAGAACAUGGUCAAGAUUGCAAAAUGUGUGACUUACAACAAGGUGACUAUUGGUAUAUUUGGUUUCACUGGUGAAGAUCACAUUGGAAAAGUGAGCUUUCCGCCUGUUCAGGCAGCUCCGUCUUUUCCAAGUUCUUUUCCACAUCUGUUCGCUGGUAAAGAUAAAAUCCGUUGCUUGAUUCCAUGCGCAAUUGACCAGGAUCCUUACUUCAGAAUGACACGGGAUGUUGCUCCUCGAAUUGGCUAUCACAAGCCUGCUUUGAUUGAGUCGUCCUUCUUUCCAGCUCUUCAGGGAGAGACUGGAAAAAUGUCGGCCAGUGAUCCAAAUUCUGCUAUAUAUGUCACUGACUCUGCCAAGGACAUUAAAAACAAGAUAAACAGAUAUGCAUUCUCUGGUGGGCAAGAUUCAAUAGAGAACCACAGAAAGUACGGAGCAAACCUUGAGGUAGAUAUUCCGAUUAAGUAUCUCGGCUUUUUCUUGGAGGAUGAUAGUGAACUCGAGCACAUCAGAACAGAAUACGGUGCUGGGCGUAUGCUAACAGGUGAAGUGAAAAAACGGCUUAUUGAAGUUUUGACCGAACUGGUCGAAAGACAUCGCAGGGCACGAGCUGCUGUGACUGAUGAGAUGGUAGAUGCAUUCAUGGCGGUCAGGCCACUUCCAAAUAUGUUCAGCUGAAUUUGGCAAAGCUUUUUUAUAUGAGCUUGUAAUGUCUGAUAAAAGAGUUGGUCCUCAAAAUUGUUUUUUACCAAAAAAUCCAAAUUUUCUUCAUUUUAACUUCUUUAUGAAUGAGAUUAUGAUUCAUGUUAGGGAAUAUUUAUCUCAGCUAUUUGCAUAAAUGAAAAAGAAACAAUUAGAGUGACAAAUGGCUUAGGCCUGUAGCAUUACUUGAAAAACAAAUGUAAAACAGUGUGAUAUAAAAAGUUCAUACAAGUAUAAAUUGGGUGAAAUGUCUAUCUAAUUUUUCAACUAUA